CUCUCCCCUUGGCCCCUGGUUUGUAAAUUGUGAUUCUUCUGGAAAUAGGUCUCGAAGUCACCAGUGCUGGGCCACAUGCAGCGAGUGGGGACUGUGCGCCAGGUUCCCAGCAGGGAAAUCUAUAAAUGGAUCCCUGAGCCUGAGGUCUCGAAGUCACCGGUGCUGGGCCACAUGCGGCGAGUGGGGACUGUGCGCCAGGUUCCCGGCAGGGAAGUCUAUAAACGGAUUGCUGAGGCUCAGGUUCUCUUGGUACGCUCUUUGGAUCAAGUAAAGAACAGGACCAGGUUUUCCAAGAAGAGUGAAAAGCUCGCCUUGGUUAAGGAUUCAGACAUUUCUACUGACGCCAGAGAAACUGCCAAAUUUCAGAUGGCUUGCAAAAGUCCAGAUAUAACCGCAGCUGAGGAAGUCAGGGGCCUACCUGAUAUUAUUGUUCCUGAGGAAAGGAGUAGUAGUAUCUUGGAACAUCUAUCAGAGCGCCAGCGAGGCCGUCACAAUGAAGCCGUGACCUCGCUGCAUCAUGAGCUUGCCUGCAUUGCCAGGGAGAUGGAACCCUUUAUUUUGGAGCCUGGACGCUUACUUCAUAAAAAACUGGUGGAUUCUGACAGAAAAAUUGAACUUCUGUUUAAAGAUAUUGAGUUGGAUGCUGCUCUGAAAGGUUUCUCGGUUGAAGGUUUGGAAGAACUGUGGAAUACCAUCCGUCAGGAAUGCUUGACCAGAAGGAAGUGGAUAAGAGAAAUGGAUGAAUCCCUCCUGAAGGCUGAAAAGAGUCGAGCCAGUGAAAUAACAGGUGUGUUGAGGAAGUAUACUCUGACACUGGAGGAGAUUGGUGCUUUCUCAUCAGCUGAUGUUCACAAGUUCAUGGAUGAUAAGGCCAUGACGAUUAACAGAGCCCUGUUAUCUAAUCGGAGGGAAAUUGCCAAGCUGUUCUUCAACCUAAUGAAGUCAGACAUGAUGAAAGAGUUAUCGCAUCGAUUGAAAUGGGAAGACAGAGUCGAGGACUGGAAGGUCAUCCAAAAGAACAAUGUAGUUCACAGUUUCAGGGAAUUUAUGGCAAAUGAAGAAAUACAGAAUCCCCCAACUGUGAAAACAGAAAUGGAAAAUAUGAUCACACAUCAGAUUUUACUUAGCCAAAGAAGACUGGAGCUUCUGCAGCACCUUGGCGAUUUGUUGCCUCCAACACACACAGAAGCUGAUGUGGGUGAAUGGUACAAAUCUUUGGAGAACGUGAACAGAAGUAUGGAUACCCACCAUGUGCAGUCUGUGACAAAAAUACGCCUCCAGUAUGAGAUGGUUCAGCAAAAAUGUUUGGCAGAAUUGCAGCUAUGCAAGAAUAACCUGUUGAAUCUGAAACUUUGCACGCAAGAAGAGGCUGAAGAAAUUGUGAAUUCUGAGUUACUGCCUUUGGCUGAGAAACUACAAAAUCGGUUUGAAGAAGAACUGGAACACAUGGACAGAGACUUCAAGGAGCUGGCUAACCAGAACGAGCAGAGCUGUAGAGACUUGUACAGCUAUUUUCAGGAGGCCAUGGGUCUCUGGGGUGUCCAUCAAGAGAAACUGAGCCAGCAGGAAGGUGACCUUCAGAAGAAGUUAAAUGAAUGCAGACGGAAGCAGGAUAACAUAAUACAGAGGAUGGACGCUGAUCUGGAUAUAAUUUUGAAAAAAAUGAAAACAGCGAGCUCUGAGGAGAAUCUGAAGGCUUAUUUGAAGAGUGCCCUUUCUUCUUUAGAUGACAUUAGAGCUAGGUACGGGACAUUCAGCCAAGUUCUAAUGGAUGAAGUAACACCGUACCCAGGAGCUGUUCUGCAGGAAUUGAUUUCCUAUAGUACUUCCAUCAGCCAGUAUUUUCAUGUAAAGGAAAUCUUCAAACAGGAUGUAUUCAACAGCAGCAAGGCAGAAAGCUCCGAAAAUGACAAUGAGACUUUUUCCACUUCUAGUGGAAAUUCUUACACAGUUUUUGAAGAGACCGACACUGGCAUCCCAAAGACUUAUUUUACCAAAUAUGAAAGUAAAGGAUCACUGCCAGUGUACCUGAAGGAUGCACUUAUCAAUGAAACCAUGUUUGUAGAUCUGAAGAAAAGGGUUCGCCUUUGCUUUUUUGAACACUUGGAGAAGUGGUUUGCAGAGUCCGUGUCCAGGUCACAUGUCCUUGUGGCUGACAAGAAAGAGGAGCUGAAUUCGGAACUGCAGAUGCGUCUUCACUCACAUCAACAGAGGUGUGAGAAUAUUGAGACAAACAUCUGCAAUGCUAGAGCCGCGGAACUGGUGCAUCACAAAGAGCGCCUGGAGCACCACUGUGCAGGGGUGGUGGAAGCUCUGGAAAAGGAGAAAGCUGAAUUUCUCAAAUUCUAUGAUCAGCAAGAUAACCUAAUGAAAAACUUACAUUCACGAAUCUGUGAGAUGGAGUCUGUCUACCUCAAUACUGCUCGGACCGAGAAGUUAACUUCAUUGAGCAACAGCAUGCAGACAGAGCUACAGAACCAUCUGGAAGUGUUCCAGGCUGCCCUGAGGAGUUACAGGAAGGAUUUGGAGGACUCUUUAGGAAAAUUAAAGGAUUCAAAUGCGGAAUUUCUCAAAGCUUGCAGAUUAUCUUUGGAGGGAGGUAACUUUUCUGCUGAGGAGCUACAGUCUGUCAGCAAGCGUCUUCAGAAGGAAAGCAAGCGUAUUGACACUUUUGAAAGUUUAAUCAUGGCAGAUAUGGAAAAAGUGGAAUCGAGCUGCUUGGAAAAGGCUACUAAACUUAUCGACCAGACUAAAACAAGAUUCCAUUACAUCUUUAUGAAUCGAGAAUUUAUGGAGAAGAUCCGACGAUUUCUGACAAAUCUACGAGUUCAAAUCAAAUCAGAGGUAGCAAAUUCCAAUAUGCAAGCAGAAACACUGAAGUCUUCUCUCAAUAAGCUCCGUCAGAAGAGAGACACUUAUGCUAAUCCUAGUGCAGAUAAAGAAGCUUUGACCUCUGAAGAACUGCAUGAUUUUGUCAAAGUCGUGCUGAAAGAACUGAAGAAGAGGAGCCAGUACCUUGACUGUGUGCGGGUAAAAGCAGUGAAGCCUCAUGAUAAGGAGGACCUUACCCCUCUUGAAAGGGAUGUGAAGUUACAAGGUCCAACUGAUGCUGCCAUUCGAAGAGGCUGCUGCCAUCGUCUCAGAAAUGAGAACAGAGUGGCACUGAUGGGGAUGGAUCCUGAAAAACAUCCUUUGUUAAGUCCAAGCAGAAUGGGAAAGUCUGCACUUGAUGAUUUAGCAAUAGGUGUUAUCAAAAGUUUACUUGACAUUCAACCAUCGGGAAAAUCUUCAGGCCCAAAGCAGGCGAAAGAUCGUUCACGUCCACUACAACCAGCAAUGCUUCCUACAUUAAAGAAGGAUUCACACUUGAAGGUAUCAAAGGCAGGCCCUGGGCAUUCCACUACUGACAGCAGUGCGGCUCAGCACACCAGGAAGUCACCACCCAAGGAAAAGAUGACCAGUAAGUUGUCAUCUAAGAAAAAGAUGUCAACAAGAAGGAUACAGCUUGUCCGCGAGAGAUACCAGAUAUUUGGAGAGAAGCCUCCAGAAGCUGAGACAUUUAAGGGGAUUAUUAUGAAUGUCCUCUGGACAGGCAAUAACAGCUUGCUCUCUCUUGCUGAGGAGUUCUACAAAGAAAUGAAUCCUCAAAUGGAACUGCCAGAAGAUCUGCCAGAGACAUUUGAAGAUUGUGCACAACAGUUCAAACAGACGCUGUUGUCAUACCAAAGACAGACGGAAGAUUACUACAAUUCCUGUCUUAAAGAAUUUCAAGAUCAAUUGAGUCUGUUUGAGAAGGAGCUCGCUUACGUCCCCCGACUGGCCACUGACAGACUUUUAAAAGAACACGAGCAGAAGCUCAGAUAUUCCAUAAGUCAGAUUCAUCAUCGCUUCAAUAAACAAAUGAAAGAAUGGGAGAAAGUGAGGGUUGUGCACAAGACUCUGUUAAAAUCCUCUCUGGGCCACCCCCAAAACCUGCUUAAACUGGAGACUUUGUGCUGUGAGGAAACAAAAAGACAAAAAGAUCAAGUUGAUGGCAUUCACCUCAACACACAGGCUCUUCAGGACUGUGCGGCAGAGUGCGCUCGGAACUUUGUUUCUGCUCUGGCUGCACUCACUGAAGAACUGCUGCUGGAUUUAGAUGAAACUAUCACUAGUGAUGACAUAGAAGCACCGAAAACCAAAUCACCAAAGAAGCCGCCAUCUACUCUGCCUCCUCAGAGACAAGCUGGCCUCCCUCUAUGUACCUGCGAUGUUGAACGUGGGAGCAGGACUUGGCCGGGAAUACCCAGGACUACUCUCCCAGGCCAUCCAGAUGAUAUUCUGUGCAAAGAAACAGCGUCAGUCACAACAGCAAAGACGACGCUGGGCCACAUAGCAGCUGAAGAAGCGAGAGAUGCUGCCUAUAAGGAAUACAUAUGUCAACUUGAGCAGCAGUUUUCCCAGAUGAGGGAAAAAAGCACAGCUCAGCUGCUGGCAGUUCAAGGCUGGGAAGAGUGGUGGAAACGAUCAGUCUGGAAGAUCAAGAGACUCUAUGAGUGAAGUCAGCCCAAUCUUGCUGACGUCCUUCUGAUCACCGUUGAUGUACACUGACAACUUUGUACUAGUGUCAGUGAUUGUACAGAUUUAGUCCCACAGAAUUUUUAAAUUUUUUAAAUUUCUGCUGCACUGAACAAGUGCAGUGGUGAAAGGAGUCAUUUUUUACUUCUUGGAAUACAAAAUCUGAUGAAUGUGCUGUAAAUAAAAUGUAGACCUCUGUGCAGUGCUUCCUAGUCGGAUCUCAGCCAGUGGAACGCUAACUCCUUGUGGUGCUAGCUGCAAUAUGAGAAUCUGGAAAGCUCGGAGCCCGAGCAGUGGAUUUGCACUGAAGUUCACGUUCACGACUCUGGCAUGGCUGAAUGUUUGUGUCAUGGCACAGCCUGAGGCUGUAAUAGUCAAAGCAGCGUGUUUAAUAAUGGAGUCCAGCAAGGAAACUUUAUCUUCAGCAGAGACAAAGCACUUCCCUCGGAUAUUCCUCUCUUCACAUUCUGAACGACACUGAACUCACAGCUUGCUAUUUCAGGUUUAAAAUCUGAACUACGGGUUUAGAAGUCUGAAAUAGUUGAUCUGCAAAGAAUAUUUUCCAUGGACGGGUCUGCGAGUGAGGUAUUUAUCUGCAGUCCAGAAUGCUUUCCAAGGCAGAGCUUGAAGAUAACGUUCUGCUUUGUUCUGGGAGGUCAAGCAAGUUCACUUCAGAGUAACACAGCUGCUUUCAACCAUAUCGCUUCCAAAAAGACUCUGAACAAGUUCAAGGAACCUGAGUCACUAUUAAAAAGGCUUUAGCUAUCGUUUGUGUGUUUGUUAGGAGAUUCUGUCCUUAACUGCAACCACAUCUAUUUCAUUUUUGUUUGCAUUCAUUGUGAAUCCUAGAGUUUUAAAUCCGUUGAGGACAAAUACGGUAAAUGUCAGUGAGAUGGUUUUAGAGGCAGGGAGACA
Athene cunicularia (burrowing owl) is the source of this 5472-nucleotide messenger RNA. It is a transcript of the gene CCDC180, whose product is annotated as coiled-coil domain containing 180. The transcript is spliced from 37 exons. Bases 76 to 4539 code for a protein of 1487 amino acids. The record is from RefSeq and is a predicted model, not a curated record. Lineage: Eukaryota; Metazoa; Chordata; Aves; Strigiformes; Strigidae.